CACCCUCAGAACCUCACGAAAACCGACAAGAAGAAAAGGAGGGUAAAACGAAGCAUAAGGACGCGUUUUGAGUAGCAUACAAACCAUCAAACAUGUCGCUAUCAGCAGCAUCAUCGCCAGAGCCGAGUCUUCCGUCUGUGGUCGAACAACCGUCUGCGACGCGUCCGUCUCUGAAAAUCAAGCUCAAGAUGCCUUCAGCAGCUCUAGCUGCCCGAACAUCCAACAUUCCCUCCUCACCAAUCCAUGGUCCUUCCUCUCCACCACCCGCAUCGUCACCAGCUCCUUCAACAGUAACUGAACCCCCUUCAACCACGGUAAACGAUGUAACAGCGACUUCCAACAACGGGAAACCUCCGCCGAAGAAGCGAGCAGCAUAUGGGACUGGACCUAGGGCGUUGAAGAGACAAGCAGAGAAGGCAAGAGCUUUUGCUUUGGCAACAGGGGGAGGAGAAGGAGAUCCUGCAGCGGCACCAUCACCCGGACCUGCGAGUCCUGCACCAAGUACUACAGUAUCUACGGUUGUUGGCGGUCAAAAGAUUAAUAUCUCCUUGAAACCUGCAGGGACACCACAACCUCAGCAUAACCCCAAACUUGGUCCAAAAGCGAAUAUGGGUGUUAUCAAUGAGCGUUUGAGGAAUCUGGACAGAAGUGGAAAGCCGUGCAGACGAUGGGUGAAGAAGGAUUUGGUUGUGAAGAACUAUUUUGGUGGACAAUGGUCGGUGCCAAGAGGUACAUGGAUUGGUGGUCCGACUACCCAAACUCGAACAACGAGCGAUAUGAACACGAAGACGUCUACUCCAUCCGAGGAUGUCGUGACGGCGGAUGCUUGAGCUAAGGGAUGAAUGGUAUAUCGUCAAGGUCGGGUAUCUAGGAUCUAUCUAAUGAAAUGCAACGCCUGACAUUAAGCGGUAA
This is a messenger RNA of Saitoella complicata NRRL Y-17804, 912 nucleotides long. RefSeq lists its product as uncharacterized. Gene Ontology annotation, cellular component: Ino80 complex. The transcript has 2 exons. Bases 93 to 830 code for a protein of 245 amino acids. NCBI's taxonomy places the organism in Eukaryota, Fungi, Ascomycota, Saitoellomycetes, Saitoellales, Saitoellaceae. Gene Ontology annotation, biological process: chromatin remodeling. The record is from RefSeq and is a predicted model, not a curated record.